Molecule: messenger RNA, 1293 nt
Organism: Alligator sinensis (Chinese alligator)
Lineage: Eukaryota; Metazoa; Chordata; Crocodylia; Alligatoridae
Gene: GDF2
Product: growth differentiation factor 2
Exons: 2
Coding region: 1-1293 (430 amino acids)
Biological process (GO): BMP signaling pathway; SMAD protein signal transduction
Cellular component (GO): extracellular region
Molecular function (GO): cytokine activity; growth factor activity
Source: RefSeq, a predicted model, not a curated record
AUGAACUAUUUGGGGACAUUUGCUGCAUUGUCCAUUUUCAACAUCAUUGCUUGUUUGACAAGAGGUAAACCCUUGGAAGAAAGAAGCAAGUUAUCAGUUACGGAGGAUUCUGAUAUAUACUUUGGUGAGCUGGGAGAGAUGGAAGGUGAGACGCAUCUCAAUUUUAAAAGCCUACUGGAGAACAUGAAGGCAGAUUUACUGAGGAGUUUGAACUUAUCUAGGGUUCCUUCACAAGAGAGGACCAAAGAAGAACCACCGCAAUUCAUGAUUGAUUUGUACAACAGAUAUGCCAUGGACAAGUCUUCCAUCCCUGCAUCCAACAUUGUGCGGAGCUUCAGUACUGAAGAUGUUGUUUCUUUGACCUCAUCAGAAGAAAAUCCCUUUCAGAAACACAUCUUGCUCUUCAAUGUCUCUAUCCCACACCAUGAAGAUGUCACCAGGGCUGAGCUAAGAAUCCACAUUUCCUGUCAUAAGGAUGCUGGCUCUCUUUCUAGACUGGAAGGCAACAUGGUCAUUUAUGAUAUUCUUGAGGGAGACCUCUGGGAAAGCCAAGAAGGCACCAAAGCAUUCCUUGUCUCUCAGGAUAUCCAAGAAUGUGGAUGGGAAAUGUUUGAGGUAUCUAGUGCUGUGAAACGAUGGGUCAGGACAGACAGAGCAAAGACUAAAAACAUGCUUGAGGUUGCUGUUGAGAGUAAAACACUGGGUGAUUUCACUUGUGGGAAGCUGGACAUCAGUGUUACCCCUGACACUAAAAAUCUGCCCUUGUUAAUAGUGUUCUCCAAUGAUCGCAGCAAUGGAACCAAGGAAACCAAAGUGGAGCUCCGGGAAAUGAUUGUUCAUGAGCAGGAGAGUGUGAUAAAAAAAUUAGCAAAGAACAGCACUUUGCCUGCAGAGGAAGAGGAUGUACAAGAAAAAUCUUUAUCCAUCACGGGGCUCCGCCAGCCUUCAUCCAGAAGCAAAAGAAGCACUGGAUCGAACCACUGUCGGAGAACCUCCCUCCGGGUAAACUUCAAAGAGAUUGGCUGGGAUUCCUGGAUCAUUGCACCUCAAGAUUAUGAUGCAUUUGAAUGCAAUGGGGGUUGCUUCUUUCCUCUGACAGAUAAUGUUACCCCAACGAAGCAUGCUAUCGUUCAAACCUUAGUGCAUCUCCAAAACCCUAAGAAAGCUGCAAAGGCCUGUUGUGUUCCUACCAAGCUUGAUCCCAUUUCCAUUCUCUACAAAGAUGAUGCUGGGGUGCCCACAUUGAAAUAUAACUAUGAGGGGAUGAAAGUAGCAGAAUGUGGCUGCAGGUAG